GCAGGCCUCGGGGGCCGCCGGGGCUUGUCUGCGGGUGCCCGGCUGGAGCUCGGGCUCUGCGGCGCGGCCGGCGGGACGUUGGGCGGGGGCGCGCUGCGGGGCGGAGGAAGCGUCUGGCCGCCUCCUCCCAGCCCGCCUCGGGUGGCGAUGUCGUCCGGGGCCGGUUCUCGGCGGUCGCGGGAGCCGGCGGAGCAGGAGCUGCAGCGGCGGCGGGAGCAGAAGCGGCGGCGGCACGACGCGCAGCAGCUGCAGCAGCUCAAGCACCUGGAGUCCUUUUACGAGAAACCUCCUCCUGGAUUUAUAAAGGAGGAUGAGACAAAGCCGGAAGACUGUAUUCCAGAUGUGCCGGGCAAUGAGCAUGCCAGGGAGUUUCUGGCUCAUGCACCAACUAAAGGACUUUGGAUGCCGCUUGGGAGAGAGGUCAAAGUCAUGCAGUGUUGGCGUUGCAAACGGUAUGGCCAUCGAACAGGCGACAAAGAAUGUCCUUUCUUUAUCAAAGGCAACCAGAAGUUGGAACAGUUCCGAGUUGCACAUGAAGACCCCAUGUAUGACAUCAUUCGAGAGAAUAAGAGACAUGAGAAGGAUGUAAGGAUCCAGCAGUUAAAGCAGUUACUGGAGGACUCCACCUCAGAAGAGAGCAGCUCCAGCUCGUCAGGCAGAGAGAAGCGCAAGAAGAAGAAGAAGAAAGAGAAACACAAGAAAAGGAAGAAGGAGAAGAAAAAGAGGAAGAAACGAAAGCACAAGGCUUCUAAGUCGAGUGAGAGUUCAGACUCAGAGUGACAGCUGAUGCAGACUCUCAAAAACACCCACAGGCCAAAGAGCAGCCGUCCCUGAGAGCGACGGGACGGGACAAGGAGGGGACACCCGGCACAGCGGGGGACUCUCACCACCUCCUGGUACCAAGUGACCACCACAGGGCAGGCGGGCUCCCGGGCUCCCGGGUGCGGCGGCCAGCAGCACCUGUGUCCUCUUGCCUGCUGGUGACUUGUGUCUGUGAUUGCUGUAAUAGGCCGGCCACCUGAAGGGGACGGUGACCAGGAGACUCGUAGGAAACACUCUUAGGGUGCUGCCACAGCAUUUGCCCUCCAUGGUGUGGCAGCUCAGUUCCCACGAACUUCAGGCUUGACCUUCUCUGUGGUUCGGGAUAAUAAAAGUUCAUGAUUUAUUUUUUAAAA
Messenger RNA from Peromyscus leucopus (white-footed mouse), 1175 nucleotides. It is a transcript of the gene Rp9, whose product is annotated as RP9 pre-mRNA splicing factor. NCBI's taxonomy places the organism in Eukaryota, Metazoa, Chordata, Mammalia, Rodentia, Cricetidae. Gene Ontology annotation, biological process: RNA splicing. Bases 148 to 780 code for a protein of 210 amino acids. The record is from RefSeq and is a predicted model, not a curated record. The transcript has 6 exons.